UUUUCCUGCCAGAGGCCGCAGCAAGCCCGCGCGAAGAGGCGUGGGGCGAGGGCGGGGCUUAGGGAAAGUCCAAGGGUCUCGGGACCUGGCGGUCGCGAUCUCUCAGUUUUGUGGAACCUGCGGCGCCUCGCCGGCCGCCAGAAUGGAGAGUAGGUGCUACGGCUGCGCUGUCAAGUUUACCCUCUUCAAGAAGGAGUAUGGCUGUAAGAAUUGUGGCCGGGCCUUCUGUUCUGGCUGCCUUAGCUUCAGUGCAGUGGUGCCCCGGACUGGGAAUACCCAACAGAAAGUCUGCAAGCAGUGCCACGAGGUCCUGACCAGAGGAUCUUCUCCUGCCAAUGCCUCCAAGUGGUCACCACCUCAGAACUACAAGAAGCGUGUGGCUGCCUUGGAAGCCAAGCAGAAGCCCAGCACUGUCCAGAGCCAGGGACUGAUCCAACAAGACCAAGUCAUUGCUGAGCGCCUAGCGCGGCUCCGCCAGCAGAACAAGCCCAAGUCAGUGGCCUCACAGGCGGAGAUAGAAGCCAGGCUAGCUGCACUGAGGGAUGAACCCCGGGGUUCCAUCCCUUCCACCCAGGAGAUGGAGGCACGGCUUGCUGCACUGCAGGGCAGAGUUCCACCUUCCCAGACCCCCCAACCUCAGGCACAUCAGCCACCAGACACCAGGACCCAAGCCCAACAGGCACAGGAUCUGCUGACACAGCUGGCCGCGAAGGUGGCUAUUGAUGAGAGCUGGCAACGAGGAGGCCCAGCCGCCUCCGUCCAGAAUGACCUCAACCGAGGUGGCCCAGAGGGCCAGAGCGCUAAUUCCACGGGGCAGGCCACCUGGUCCCUGGAAGAGGAGAAGAGCAGGCUGCUGGCUGAGGCAGCGAUCGAGCUGCGGGAAGAGAACACGAGGCAGGAGAGGAUCCUGGUCCUCGCCAAGCGCCUGGCUGUGCUUCAGGGCCAGGACCCUGAUAAAGUGACCCUCCAGGACUAUCACCUCCCAGACAGUGAUGAUGAUGAGGACGAGGAGACAGCCAUCCAGAGAGUCCUGCGGCAGCUUACGGAAGAAGCUGCCCUGGAUGAGGCAAGUGGCUUUAACAUCCCUGUGGAGCCCGUUCUCCGAGCCCGGGCCCAGUCCUGCAGGGCAGAGCCUGAGGCCCAGGCCAUGGCUGCCAGGCCCGAGGCUGAGGAAGAGGAGCUCCCCUGGUGCUGCAUCUGCAAUGAGGACGCCAUCUUGCGCUGCACUGGUUGCGACGGGGACCUCUACUGCGCCCGCUGCUUCCGGGAAGGCCACGAUGCCUUUGAAAUUAAAGAGCACCAGACGUCUCCCUACUGCCCACCGCGCUCAGGCCGAGAGCACUGAGGAAACCAGGCAGGCAAGCCCACCUCUGGGCCCAGCCUCAGGGCACCCAAUGGGAGAGUGAGUCAGCCUAGAUUGCUCAUGGAUGCGCCCUUUCCUGAGCCUCAGUGUCCCUGGAAGGAAGGAAGGACUCUCCAUUUGAGAUGAUAACUGGGGGGAGCCAGAGCAAAGGCAGAAGUCAGGAGCCCACCAACAGCCAAGCCUGGACUGGGAAUGAGGUGUGGUAGGGAAGAGACGAGACUGAAUCUAAGGGUGAUGAGCCUUGAAACUUGCUCAAGGGCCCAGGGCCCUUCCCCGGCACUUAGUGGAUCUAAUAAAAAAUGUUGAUGUCUUAA
This is a messenger RNA of Mirounga angustirostris (Northern elephant seal), 1677 nucleotides long. RefSeq names its product zinc finger FYVE-type containing 19 (gene ZFYVE19). The transcript has 11 exons. Gene Ontology annotation, biological process: abscission; mitotic cytokinesis checkpoint signaling. Gene Ontology annotation, molecular function: metal ion binding; phosphatidylinositol-3-phosphate binding. NCBI's taxonomy places the organism in Eukaryota, Metazoa, Chordata, Mammalia, Carnivora, Phocidae. The coding region runs from base 143 to 1345 and encodes 400 amino acids. Gene Ontology annotation, cellular component: centrosome; cleavage furrow; midbody. The record is from RefSeq and is a predicted model, not a curated record.